CGAAAAUCAUCCCUGAUUAUGUGGCAAGAAUAUUUUGCGAGUCUGAGAACUGGGCCUUAUCAGAAAAGAAAUACCAUCAUCUAAGGCCACUAAAAAUACCAUUGUCGUACGGAAAAUGGCUGCAUAUUUACGUAAAGGCCAAAAUCUUGUGGGGACUCUGCACAAAUGUUACGCCACGGGGGCCAGGGUGAAAAAAUCGGAGCCCGUCAAAGGCAAGACACUGGCAGCUGUUGGUGAAUCAAUUGCCGCAAAGGGGUUUCUGCGGCCUCACAAGCCCUAUGCUCCCCCUAGCAAUGUAGCGGAACGUGUGCGCUCUGUGGCCGUUUCGCUGCAGUUGACCAGUGACAACCGAAGGCUGGACAAUCUGUCCGAGAAGUUUGCAUUUCUAUCAGCAUGCUUUCAAGAACUGCAGCACGGAGUUCCAAACUCCCAGGCGCAUGAACUCAUCACCGUUGCCGAUGUGAUUGCAUUUUACCAGACUCCUGUGGAUACGACUUCGCCUUUGGAUGCUCUCAAGCGCACAGACCUUCCAGAGAAUUUGCACAUACAGUACGAGUAUUUGCGUUUCAAUCCGGACACCGAUACAAAAUUCAAUGGAAAGACAGCGUUCCCGAAGAGCUCCACGCUGGUAACGGGUCUAAAGUAUCGUGGAAAGUACCAGGGGCAUGAAGCCAAGCGGUCUUGGCCUUAGAUCUUUUGUUGAGUUUGUUAGUCCGUUUAUAUUUUAUUAAUAAACUUUGAGAACUUAUAGAAAUUCG
Messenger RNA from Drosophila subobscura, 758 nucleotides. RefSeq names its product 39S ribosomal protein L50, mitochondrial (gene mRpL50). The record is from RefSeq and is a predicted model, not a curated record. The coding region runs from base 116 to 691 and encodes 191 amino acids. Gene Ontology annotation, cellular component: mitochondrion; mitochondrial large ribosomal subunit. The transcript is spliced from 3 exons. NCBI's taxonomy places the organism in Eukaryota, Metazoa, Arthropoda, Insecta, Diptera, Drosophilidae.